Messenger RNA from Acanthamoeba castellanii str. Neff, 1710 nucleotides. RefSeq lists its product as uncharacterized. The transcript is spliced from 2 exons. The record is from RefSeq and is a predicted model, not a curated record. Bases 1 to 1710 code for a protein of 569 amino acids. NCBI's taxonomy places the organism in Eukaryota, Discosea, Longamoebia, Acanthamoebidae.
AUGAGCGCCUCGUCGUCGCUGGCGCAGAGGAAAGCCAAGGCGGCCCUCCUCUCCUCGUCCGAGCCCCACGGCGACUACUCCACCCGCCGGCACGCCUCCGCUGGCAGCCUAGGGGGCAGCGGCAACAGCUGGGCACGGGGGCGGGUGAGCGGCGGCGCAGGGCCACGUGGCCGGGCCGGCCAGGGUGCCCUGCGUGCCCUGUUCUGGGCCAUGGCCGCCGGCCUCUUCUGCCUCUGCGCGUGCCUCGCCCUUCUGGUCACCCUCCGCUUUGCAGCAGCUCAGCCGCCGUCAGACUCGAACCCGACAGCGUCGUCGUCGGCCCACCUCAUCCGCCGCGACGACGACGACGACGCGUCGGCCCUGUCCGUCGUUUCGCUGCUCGGGUGGGCCGGCCGCCGGCUGGUGCACCUCCUGCCCACGCCGCCAGCCGAGCCCCGCUUGCCCAGGGCCGGUUCAGCAGUCGCGGAGACCAGCGCCGUCGCGGAGCCCUCGCGGGGCAGCCAGCGAGCGGCGGCGCAGAGCGAGCCUGCCACUGCAGAUGACCCCGAUACCGCCACCACCGGCGACGAUGGCGAGGAGGAGAGCAAAGACGACGAAAACAUCGCCGCGUCGGUGUGGCAGGCCACGCUGCGUCGUGAUCGGGCGGCCAACGACGAAGAACCGGCCAUGGAAGAGGAGCAGCCGGAGGAGAAGGAUGAAGAAGAGGAGCAGCAGCAGCAAGAGGAGGAGGAAGGCGAUGAAGCGGAGGUCGACAACGAAGUCGAAGAGGAGGAGGAGGAGGAUGAAGUGGAGGAAGAAGAGGACGGGGGGGGCGGCGUGGUAGAGGAGGACGAUGGUGCGGAGGGCGCCACCAACGAGCAGCAGCAGCAGCAGCAGGAGGGGGAGGACAUUACAGAGGCGGAAGAAGGAGAGGGAGUCGAGGAGCAGGACGGCGAGGGUGAGGAAGUGAGCGACGAUACAGAAGCCGACGAGGCUCAGGCGGAAGAGGAGCAGACAGAAGAAGAAGAGGAAGAAGGCAAACAAUCACAGGAAGAAGAGGAAGAAGAGGAACAGCAUCAGCAACAACAACAACAACAACAAGAGGAGGAGGAGCACACAAGAGCGGGAGGAGAGGAGGAGGGAGCCGAGAUGCCUCCGCCUCCGCCGCCGGUGGCCCAUCCGCCGCCUCACGUGCUCGAGGGCAGCGACGAGCAGGUGGCCAAGCCCGAGGAGGUGCGCCGCUCGGUGCCGGUGCCGCCGGCCGACGAGCGUCCGCCCUCGCCACGCCCUCCCCGGGCCAAGACGCCCCUCGCCCGCGCCGGUGGCAGCGCGCACGGUCAUCAGAAGGGCUCCGUCGUGUCGAGCCGGCUAGGCCUCGGCCCUAGGCCCACAACUGGGCCUGCCGGCGGCGGCGGGGCCAAGAGCAAGUCCUUCAGCAAGCCGGGGGUGCUGGGCAAGGCCAAGACCACGCCCGGCGCGGUGGCGGCUCUCGCGGCGUCGGCCGUGGCCAAGACCAAGGCCAAGUCUGGCGGCAAAGCCAUGGCGGCCGCGCCGGCUGCCGGUGCGGUCAAGGCUGGCGGCGGGUCGAAGAUCAAGGCCGGCAUGCUGGCGAAGCGGAGCGGCGGCGGCGGAUCGUCGGCUGGCGGGCAGGACGGGCGACGGCACGGCGAGGCCGAGCUGCAGCGGAAGAAGGCGCGCUCCCUCAAGUCGACCGGCCGCAGCGAACUAUGA